UUAGUCAUACUCUCCUUGAUACUUCAUUCAGAUCACUGUCACUGGUAGGUGCUACUGCUAGCAGGCUUCAAAAAUGAAGAUGUCGACCUCCAUUUGUCUUUUCUCUUUUGCAAUAUUCAUGAUAAUCGGUGGUGCUGUGUCAGAGCAAACGCUGCGGCUCGUAAACGUGCUCUAUCGUCAUGGUGAUCGUUCUCCGGCUCAAACCUUUCCCACUGACCCCUAUCGGGAGGAUAGUUGGCCACAAGGAUGGGGUCAACUCUCAAAGCUUGGGAUGCAGAUGCAAUACGGUCUAGGCCAGUUCUUGGGAAAGAGAUACCAAGACACCGGAUUCCUAAACGCAAACUACACCCGAACUGAGAUCAAUAUCCGUAGCACUGACGUGGAUCGGUGUCUCAUGUCAGCGCAGAGCGAUCUGUCGGGACUCUACCAACCGUUGCCAGAGAUGCAGUUCAAUCCUAACAUAUCAUGGCAACCCAUCCCAGUACAUACCAAACCCAAAGAGAAUGAUUAUUUAUUGCGUACAGACGGCACAUCUUGCCCGUACUAUGACGAGUUGUAUGCUAAGGAGUUGGCGACUGCCCGCGUGAAACAGAUCAAUGAGGAAAAUAAGGAUUUCUUUCAGAAGCUCAAGAAAGACACUGGUGUUACUGAAGAUAUCACAGUGAAUACUGUGUAUACGAUAGAAGAUCCCCUCUUCUGUGAGCAAGCUCAUAACCGUACUCUCCCUACCUGGGCAUCCAAUGACGUCAUGCUCAAGCUGGAGAAUCUGACAAACAUCGGCAUGGCGAUGCUAUUCGGCACAAAGGAACUAGCCAGACUAAAAGGAGGUCCUCUAGUUGGAAAGAUGAUCUCAGACAUGGAGAAGAAGAGUAAGAACGUGACGGGUACUCCAAUCAAGUUCUUCAUGUAUUCAGCUCACGACACAACGCUAGCUGCUUUCAUGUCCGCGCUGGGAGUGUACAAUGGGAAACAGUCUCCAUAUGCGUCGGCUGUGGGCGUGGAAUUGUGGGAAGAUGACGCAACCAAAUCGUUCAACGUCAGCAUAUGGUUUAGGAACUCUACCACUCAGGAGGUACCCUACAAGCUGCACCUGAUGGACUGCUCUGAUAUGUGCGGCCUUGAGCGGUUCAAAGAACUCGUCCUUGACGUCAUACCUGGGAACGUGGAGGCUGAAUGCGGGGCAACGUUCAUGAAAAACUACACAAUACCUAUCUUGAUUGGAACUAGCCUCAUAGCGCUCAUCCUGGUUCUCAUAUUCGUCUACCUGGUCUGCAAAGGAAGACAUCAGGAAACAAAGCAAGGACACACGAGACUGCCGCAGGAUGUAGAAGCUUAGCGACGAUCUGCUACACCACAACAUUGUCUUGUGUAAAAUGUGUUUAAGUUUGUUCAAUGCCUAUAUAACCAAUCACUG
Strongylocentrotus purpuratus (purple sea urchin) is the source of this 1414-nucleotide messenger RNA. RefSeq names its product prostatic acid phosphatase. Gene Ontology annotation, cellular component: lysosome. The coding region runs from base 74 to 1336 and encodes 420 amino acids. The transcript has 10 exons. Gene Ontology annotation, biological process: lysosome organization; dephosphorylation. Gene Ontology annotation, molecular function: acid phosphatase activity. Lineage: Eukaryota; Metazoa; Echinodermata; Echinoidea; Camarodonta; Strongylocentrotidae. The record is from RefSeq and is a predicted model, not a curated record.